AGCCUUUGCUUAAGUAUCAUAGUUGAAGGCAAGAAACGUGAAUAAAUAUAUAGUAGUACUGUCCGGUAUUUGAAGCAAUCGGAUAUAGUAUUGAAAUUUUCGAUCACAGUACAACAGAUACUUUGCAAAAAUGUGCGACGAGGAGUGUAACAAGGCAUUCGCCAGUGAUUAUUUGCUUUUGGAUCCGCAGAAAUUUGGAAUUUUUGAACUGUAUCACAUUUUAUUUUCAUCGGAUUUGGAGAAACGCGAUUUCAUGGAGCGCCAUCCGGAAGGAAAAGAUUGUAAAGAAGAAAACGAGAAACAUAGAUGGAUUAUAUUUGCUUCUCUUGUUGCUCAGAAGUUGCUGCUCUGUACUGCCAAACCCAUGGCAUGGCUGGGCUCUAAGAUUGAGUACUGGCUUAAUCUUGUCCAGGCGAAUCGCAGCCUCUUCGGCCUCAUCAAGAAUUUUGUACAAUGCAACGUGACAUAUCCAAUUGAAGGAUCAGCGAGUUUUCUAUCAUUUACCGGAUGUAUGGAUACACGAGUAGAGUUGGACCAAAGCAUUAAGCCUGGAGAUUGCAGAUAUUACGGCGCACUUGCUGUUAUGGCCUCAAAGGCUUCCUACGAGAACAAAGCAUACCUUGAGAAAACGGUCAAGGAUCACUGGAAUAUGGAACUUUUGGACUCCUUCGAUUUCUAUAAUCAUUAUCAAAAUAAACGAACCACACAAGCCUUCAUGUGUCGGGACAAAAAUCCUGAUAACGAACUGAUUGUGGUGGCGUUUAGAGGAACAGAGACAUUUGAUGCGGAUGCCUGGUCUUCCGACAUUGAUCUCUCUUGGUACGAACUUCGUUCUGGCACCGAACUUCGUCCUGGAACCGGAAAGGUCCAUGGCGGUUUUAUGAAAGCUCUAGGGUUACAGAAGAGCAAAGGCUGGCCAGAAAAACUUGACCAAAUAGAUCCUGAAAAGCCAUUGGCCUAUUAUGUCAUCAGGGAUAAGCUAAAAGAACUUCUAUCAGCCAAUGAAAAUGCAAAGUUCAUAGUGACUGGUCAUAGCUUGGGAGGGGCACUCGCCAUUCUUUUUCCAGCUAUAUUAGCUUUCCACGACGAAAGAUUAUUACUAGAGAGAUUACAAGGAAUUUACACAUUCGGACAACCUAGAGUCGGAGACAAGCUGUUCGGGGAUUACAUGGAAGGACUAUUGGAUAGUUAUAAGAUUCAGUACCUGAGAUAUGUUUACUGUAAUGAUAUGGUGCCAAGGUUGCCUUAUGAUGACAAGAGUUUCCUGUUUAAGCACUUUGGGAGAUGCCUUUACUUCAAUAGUUUCUAUAAAGGCCAGGUUGUGGUGGAGGAACCAAACAAGAACUAUUUUUCGCCAUUGUAUGCAGUUCCACAGACGCUGAAUGCGAUGUGGGAGCUGGUAAGAGGCUUCUACUAUGCAUACUCCAAGGGGCCAAAUUACAAGGAGCCAGGGAUUCUUCAGGUAUUAAGAAUUAUAGGACUUGCUAUUCCGGGAAUACCAGCUCACAUGCUCAAAGAUUAUGUCAAUGCUUGUCUCUCCGCGUCAUCUGAGCUGUAUAUGCAACUUGAUCUCCACAAAACUAAUGGAUCAUCUCUUGAUCAGGAUCAAUUAAGCAAUUGAUGAUCCAUGUAGAAGUUAUAAUUAACUGUAUAUUCUAUUGGAGUAGUUCCUCCGGGAAACAAACCGUGCUGCGGCUUUAACUGCAAUUUUUUUUUUUUUUUUUUUUGUAUGCGUGUAAUGAGUUCAUAAACAUGUAAUUAAGCCACCAAUUAAGUUGUCAGAUUUGUCAAAUGGAAAAAAAAUCAGCUGAAUUUCGAUUUC
Molecule: messenger RNA, 1822 nt
Organism: Daucus carota subsp. sativus
Lineage: Eukaryota; Viridiplantae; Streptophyta; Magnoliopsida; Apiales; Apiaceae
Product: triacylglycerol lipase OBL1
Exons: 5
Coding region: 131-1621 (496 amino acids)
Biological process (GO): lipid metabolic process
Molecular function (GO): triacylglycerol lipase activity
Source: RefSeq, a predicted model, not a curated record